AUGGCUGUAUCUUGCUCUACGUUUCCCUUCCUGGCGCAGUCGGAGUUUGAGGGUGCAUGUCGCGAUCUUGCCGAUCGAUGCACUUCAGCCCAAAAUAUUGGCUGGCCCGCCAUUCGACUGCUCACAAAGUCAGAUGGAACCAGCCUCAGAAUAACAAAGUAUCUCGAUAUCCCCAGCCCACUAGAAGUCCCAGCGCUGGAGGAUCUCGAAGAUUCACAGGACGAGGAUCCGGAAGCUCUCGUUCGCGCCAAACCCCAACCCAGCUUACAGAUCGAUUAUGACAUCUUGUUGUCCCCCACAUAUCAGGUCCCCAUCUUGUACUUCGGCCUCAAGUGGCACAACCACGGCCCACUCGGACUAGACGAAGUCUACCAGUAUGUCGUGCCGGAACGGUACAGGCAAGAAUUGAAGAGUGUGGGUGUAAUGGGUGGGAUUAGUAUGGGUUACCAUCCUGACUCUGGCGCCCCGGCCUUUUUGUCCACCCAUGCAACACCGCGGAUGCCAUGGCGAACAUUGCAGACGCACAGAACGUCACUCCUGGAUCAUAUCUCCUCAUCUGGCUCGGCCUUGUAG
This is a messenger RNA of Penicillium crustosum, 573 nucleotides long. RefSeq names its product ATG3/ATG10 family protein. Bases 1 to 573 code for a protein of 190 amino acids. The transcript has 4 exons. Gene Ontology annotation, cellular component: intracellular anatomical structure. Gene Ontology annotation, biological process: protein modification by small protein conjugation; protein lipidation; macroautophagy. The record is from RefSeq and is a predicted model, not a curated record. Lineage: Eukaryota; Fungi; Ascomycota; Eurotiomycetes; Eurotiales; Aspergillaceae. Gene Ontology annotation, molecular function: Atg12 transferase activity.